UGGCCCCAUGUGGGCUUAUAUCUUGGCCCAUGAGAAUGCUGUUCCUCUCUGGAGAUCCCUGAUGGGACCCACCAAAGUAUUCCGAGCCCGAAACAAUGUCCCGGACUCCAUCCGAGGAUCUUACGGCCUCACUGACACCAGGAAUACCACUCAUGGCUCAGAUUCACCAGCAUCAGCCAGCAGAGAAAUUGCUUUUUUCUUCCCAGAGUUCAAUGAACAGCUCUGGUACCAGCAUGAAGAGCCACAUCUGCGCUGUAGGCAGGUGUAUUACAACGCAGAGGAGCGUGUUCACUGUGUGUUCAGGGAUGAAGAAACAGAGUUGACCUGA
Balearica regulorum gibbericeps (East African grey crowned-crane) is the source of this 328-nucleotide messenger RNA. The record is from RefSeq and is a predicted model, not a curated record. NCBI's taxonomy places the organism in Eukaryota, Metazoa, Chordata, Aves, Gruiformes, Gruidae.